Jatropha curcas is the source of this 1121-nucleotide messenger RNA. RefSeq names its product ras-related protein RABE1c. Gene Ontology annotation, molecular function: GTPase activity; GTP binding. Lineage: Eukaryota; Viridiplantae; Streptophyta; Magnoliopsida; Malpighiales; Euphorbiaceae. The record is from RefSeq and is a predicted model, not a curated record.
ACAACAAAAAAAUCCAACGGCCAGGAAGUGAAUACUAUACUUAAAAAUUGCAUCUGAGUUUAUCUCGUAAGAAUUUUCUCUCCUUCUCUCUCUAAAAUUUUUUCAACGGCCGAGCCGACCGGUGCUGACGUGCUAGAGAGAAAUACACUUUCCCCCUCUUCGUUUCCAAUAAUCUCCUCUUAUUAGAUCUCACUCUCUCCUUCUCGAUCUGUAAUUCUCCAAUGGCUGCUGCACCUGCAAGAGCUCGUGCCGAUUAUGAUUACCUUAUAAAGCUUCUCUUGAUCGGCGAUAGCGGUGUGGGUAAGAGUUGCCUUCUUUUACGUUUUUCUGAUGGUUCCUUUACGACUAGUUUCAUUACAACCAUUGGAAUUGAUUUUAAGAUAAGAACAAUUGAGCUUGAUGGAAAGCGAAUCAAAUUGCAAAUCUGGGAUACUGCUGGUCAAGAGCGUUUUCGAACAAUUACAACUGCUUAUUAUCGUGGAGCUAUGGGUAUUUUGCUUGUGUACGAUGUGACCGAUGAAUCAUCUUUUAACAACAUUAGGAAUUGGAUCCGUAAUAUUGAACAGCAUGCUUCUGACAAUGUGAACAAGAUAUUGGUGGGUAACAAGGCAGAUAUGGAUGAAAGCAAAAGGGCUGUUCCCACCUCGAAGGGCCAGGCUCUUGCAGAUGAAUAUGGCAUCAAGUUUUUUGAAACUAGUGCAAAGACAAAUUUAAAUGUGGAGGAGGUUUUCUUUUCAAUAGCUAGGGAUAUCAAGCAAAGGCUUGCAGAUACUGACUCAAAGGCUGAGCCACAGACAAUCAAAAUCAACCAAGCAGAUCAGGCAGGAGGUGCCAAUCAAGCUGCCCAAAAGUCAGCUUGCUGUGGUUCUUAAAGAAGCCAUCUUGAAGACUGGGAUUGCGUAGCUACAUUCUCAGGCAUGAUGGAAACUAAUUUUGUUACAACUAUGUGAUUGGUGCUUGUAUUGUUGCCUCUCCUAUCAUUAUUUUUUAUGACUGUUCUGCACAUUUGGGUGUGAAUGCUAGGUCCUUAUUUGAGAAAUUAAAUUAAAUUAUAUUUUAGAUCAUUUUCCCUCAACUUCCAUUUGAUUUCUUCUUUAAUGUUGAUAAUAGCUUGGAAGCAA